This is a messenger RNA of Elaeis guineensis (African oil palm), 981 nucleotides long. RefSeq names its product type III polyketide synthase B. Gene Ontology annotation, biological process: polyketide biosynthetic process. The record is from RefSeq and is a predicted model, not a curated record. Gene Ontology annotation, molecular function: acyltransferase activity, transferring groups other than amino-acyl groups. Lineage: Eukaryota; Viridiplantae; Streptophyta; Magnoliopsida; Arecales; Arecaceae.
ACGAGGUACGUGGUCAUGUCCGAGGAGAUCUUAAGGAACUACCCAGAACUGGCAACAGAAGGCCUCCCCACGGUGAAGCAACGCUUGGACAUAUCCAACAAAGCGGUCACCCAGAUGGCCAUAGAAGCCUCACUCUCCUGCAUCAAAGCAUUGGGGAGGCCGCUCUCUUGCAUCACCCACCUGGUCUACGUCUCGUCCAGCGAGGCCCGGUUUCCGGGAGGUGACCUCCACCUCGCCCUCGGCCUCGGCCUCAGCCCCGACGUCCGUCGCAUCAUGCUCUCCUUCACCGGUUGCUCGGGGGGUGUCGCCGGCCUCCGUGUCGCCAAGGACUUGGCUGAGAACAACCCCGGCAGCCGUGUGCUGCUGGCCACAUCUGAGACCACCAUUGUCGGGUUUCGACCCCCGAGCGCCGACCGGCCCUACGACCUGGUCGGCGUAGCACUUUUUGGUGAUGGAGCAGGGGCUGCGGUCCUCGGCGUCGAUCCGAUACCGGGCGCCGAGACUGCGUUGUUUGAAUUGCACUCUGCGGUCCAGCGGUACCUCCCGGGGACUGAGAAGACCAUUGAUGGGCGGCUCACCGAGGAGGGGAUAAACUUUCAGCUAGGAAGGGAGCUCCCACAGGUCAUUGAGGACCAUGUUGAGGGGUUCUGCAAGAAGGUGAUGAGAGAAGGUAGGGAAGGAGGUGAGAAUACCAAGUACGAUGAGAUGUUUUGGGCGGUUCAUCCUGGUGGGCCGGCGAUAUUGAGCAGGGUGGAGAGCAGGCUGGAGUUGGGGCCUGAGAAGUUGAAUGCUAGUAGGAAGGCAUUGAGGGAUUAUGGAAAUGCUAGCAGCAAUACUAUUGUGUAUGUGUUGGAGUAUAUGGUGGAGGAGAGUAGGAAGAGAAGGGAGAAGGGAGAGAAGGAUUGCGAGUGGGGUCUCAUACUUGCUUUUGGGCCUGGUGUUACCUUUGAAGGGAUUCUGGCAAGGAAUUUGGUGGCUUGA